This is a messenger RNA of Centrocercus urophasianus (Greater sage-grouse), 1239 nucleotides long. It is a transcript of the gene FOXS1, whose product is annotated as forkhead box S1. Bases 1 to 1239 code for a protein of 412 amino acids. Gene Ontology annotation, biological process: regulation of transcription by RNA polymerase II; anatomical structure morphogenesis; cell differentiation. The transcript has a single exon. Gene Ontology annotation, molecular function: RNA polymerase II cis-regulatory region sequence-specific DNA binding; DNA-binding transcription factor activity, RNA polymerase II-specific. Lineage: Eukaryota; Metazoa; Chordata; Aves; Galliformes; Phasianidae. The record is from RefSeq and is a predicted model, not a curated record.
AUGCAGCCGGAGCUCCCGGUCGGCUCCGCAGCUCUGCGCGGCCGCACGGCCCCGGACAGCCCCUAUCCCGGCCCCUCGCCGCCUGCGGAGGCCACCAAGCCUCCCUACAGCUACAUCGCCCUCAUCACCAUGGCCAUCCAGAGCACUCCUGAGAAACGCAUCACUCUGAGCGGCAUCUACCGCUACAUCAUGGGCCGCUUCACCUUCUAUCGCGACAACAAGCAGGGCUGGCAGAACUCCAUCCGUCACAACCUGUCGCUCAAUGAGUGCUUCGUCAAAGUGCCUCGCGACGACAAGAAGCCGGGCAAGGGCAACUACUGGACUCUGGAUCCCGACUGCUACAACAUGUUUGAGAACGGCAGCUUCCUCCGGCGCCGCCGCCGCUUCACCAGGAAAAGGGCCCUGCGGGACGGUGAGGGGGAUGAGGGACGCAGGAAGACCCCCAAAACCCGCUCACGGGCACCGCUGCCAGACGAGGGGAAAGCGGAGAGCGGCUUUGCGUCGCCGACAGCAGAGCAGAGAGCAGAAGGCAUCGGGGCGCAGGGCUGCGCCGCGCAGAUCUGUGCUCACCCGCAGUCCAAAGCGCCAUUCUUCACCAAGGAGCCGCUCGGGGUCCCCCAGGAGAGCCGCCUGCCCGCCCCCCCCCAGCCCAAGCAGACUGCCUUCGGGGGACCCCCGGCCGCGCUGCCGCUGCCCCGGCCAGGUCAGUACCCACUGCCUGUAGAGCCCGGCCACCCCGCACAGCGCUCCCCGCACCACACUGCGUCCCCCCCGGGUGAUCUGGAGGGCAAAGAGCCAGCGGCCCCCGCCGUGGGGCUGGGCCAACCCUUCGGGCAGGUGUCUCCCGUCUUCCCCAGCACCCUGCUGGGCACGGGCAAACCCCCCCCAUCUUGCUUCCUCGACGGCGAUGGCUACAAACAGCCCCCCCUGCCCGUGUUCGGCUCCUUUGGCCGCGCGGGGCCCGAGGCUCUGGGGGGCAGCUACCAGUGCCGGGUGCAGGCGCUGAGCUUCUGUGUGAACGAGCGGCCGUGCGGUGCGGCGCUGGAGCAUCUCCUGGCUGCGGCCCCCACCGCUGCCACCGCCGCCCCCCCGGCCCCCCGCCAGCCGCCCUUUGGGGUGAGCGAGCAGAAGGAGACGUGGGGCACGGGGGGGACGAUCCCGCUGCAGGGGGGCGGUGGUUACCCCUUGGGGCUGCCCCACUGCCUCUACCGGACGCCCGGAAUGUUCUUCUUUGAGUGA